Messenger RNA from Sorghum bicolor (sorghum), 1858 nucleotides. RefSeq names its product ankyrin repeat and SOCS box protein 13. NCBI's taxonomy places the organism in Eukaryota, Viridiplantae, Streptophyta, Magnoliopsida, Poales, Poaceae. The transcript has 11 exons. The record is from RefSeq and is a predicted model, not a curated record. Gene Ontology annotation, molecular function: protein binding. The coding region runs from base 132 to 1463 and encodes 443 amino acids.
UCUUCUGUACGGAUGCGGAGAUCGCCGACUCACGCUUCCCGCCCUCUUCCAUUUCCCCCUCCCCCUCGCGGCUCCCCUUAUCGCGAAAUCCAAUCAACCCUAACCUGCGCGAAUCUUGCGGAGCCCUUUGUAUGGAGUCCUCCCUCUCCUACUCAGGCGGGUCUUCCUCGUUCCCACAGCAAGUCCAGGCACGAAACCCCAGCGCCAACCUCUCCGUGGAGGACAUCACGGUCAAACUCCUCAGCGCGGCGUACGCCGGCGAUGUCCCGCAAGUCAAGAAGCUGGCGAAGCGGUUAGCAAAGGCGGGGAAGAGCAUGGAUGAGGCAGUGGCGGAGAUCAAGGCCCCGUGGAAUCGAGGUCACGGGCCCUUGCACUUAGCAGCAGCGGCAGGGAAGGUGGAGACAUGCAAGUUCCUGAUCAAGGAUCUCAAGGUCCAUGUGGACACGACUGGUUCCAUUGGUGUGACACCUCUAAUCCUUGCAAUACAACAUGGGUGCUCAGCAGUUAUAAGGUUUCUUCUUGUUCAUGAUGCUGAUCCAAGCAAAGCAGCCAGCAAUGGGGUUACUCCUCUCCAUACUGCAGCAGCUCAAGAUGCAUGUGAACUAGCAGAGUUAUUGUUGUCCAAAGGAGCUUAUGUUGACCCUAUGUGGGAGAAAAGAACUCCGCUGUACAUUGCUUGUCAACGUGGAAAUGCUAGAAUGAUGGAAAUAUUGUUGCAGCAUCAGGCAGAUCCUAAUGCAGCAGUUCUUUUAGUGCAUACGCCACUGAAAGCAGCAGUCUUUGCUCGUUCAUUGGAAGGUGUGGAACUACUCAUUAAGGCUGGUGCUGAUGUCAAUGCUGGUCAGCCUGUAACUCCACUGAUAGGAGCAGCAACUGCUGGCUUUACUGAUUGUGUAAAAUGUUUGUUAAAAGCUGAUGCUGAUGCCAAUAUACCUGACAAUAAUGGUAGAGUACCCAUAGAAAUUGCUGCAAUCAAAGGAUGGCAGGAAUGUGUUGAGAUUCUUCUCCCUGUCACGACACCUUUGGCUAGAGUUGCAGACUGGAGCAUCGAAGGAAUUACUCAACAUGCAAAACUUUCGAGACCAAACCUGCAAGACCCUCUUCUCCAUGAGAACGAUAAACCUGAUUUUGAGGCAAAUGGUGAUGCUGCAUUCUCAGACAGGGAUUAUGCUCUUGCAUUGAAUCUCUAUACUAAGGCAGUGGAGACUGACCCUGGUAAUUCAACCUUGUAUGCGAAGAGGAGCCUUUGCUCACUGCAUACCGGUGACAAAAGCAAUGCUAUGUAUGAUGCUGAUACCUAUAAAGGUAUGGAACCAGACUUAUCAAAGUCUUGUUAUGCUCAAGGAGCAGCUCUGAUACUGGUGAAGGAGUAUGACAGGGCCUGUGAAGUACUCAUGUCUGGUUUGCACUUGGAUUUUGAAAGCAAACUAACUGACACAGCAUCUAGUGGGGACCAUCAGUGAAGAAAAGUUGCUACGGCAAGAAAAAAAUGGAGGCUGUUACUAUUGCACAGGCACUCAGACAGGAUAAACAGAUCAAGCAUCCAUUCGAGAGUAAGGGACCUGGAGUGCUCAUCUUUUGUUCUUUAGAACCCUGAGUUUUUUGGGACCUGUCCAGUUUUGUUUGUGAAGAUAACUGAUGUUGCACUGUAUUUGGGUUUUUUUACACUUCUUUAAAGAUCAAAAGUGCUCGAUGUCUGAAUACCUAACCGAAAAUUAUAUCACUGUUUUUGAUAUUGUACGAUUGUGGUAAUAGUGCUGCGUACCUGUCCUCAACAUCACUUCAAAACUUGUGUAGUGAAUGUUGCAAACUGUGUUCAAAGUUGUUGGAUAUCAAAAGUAUACUUUGUUAUUACCAA